AUGAAAAUAAUAACUAUUAACGCAAGAGGACUUAAUACACCUCACAAGAGACGACUUCUGGCUGCAGAAGCGCAACACACUAGAGCAGACAUAGUAUGCAUUCAGGAGACACAUUUCAAACAUAAUAGGGUACCCGCCCUUGCAACAAAAGACUAUCCCAUACAAUAUCACUCCACAUACUCUACUAAAGCGAGAGGAGUCACCAUUCUAAUUCACAAGUUGCUAUCCUUUGACCUCUUACAGCUCAAGAAAGACACACAGGGCAGAUACCUGAUUAUCCAAUGCACAAUCAAUGAUGCAAUUUACACCAUAGCAGGCAUAUACAGCCCUAAUCAGAACCAACGGAAUUUUCUACACAAA
Molecule: messenger RNA, 360 nt
Organism: Pelobates cultripes (western spadefoot toad)
Lineage: Eukaryota; Metazoa; Chordata; Amphibia; Anura; Pelobatidae
Source: the annotation of a GenBank genome assembly